Nomascus leucogenys (northern white-cheeked gibbon) is the source of this 979-nucleotide messenger RNA. RefSeq names its product catsper channel auxiliary subunit theta (gene CATSPERQ). The record is from RefSeq and is a predicted model, not a curated record. Lineage: Eukaryota; Metazoa; Chordata; Mammalia; Primates; Hylobatidae.
AUGCCUUUGCCUGCCCACUGCUGGGUCCAGUCUCCUGCUCCUUCCUGGGCCUGCAGCCCUGGAGAAUUUGCUCACUCAGGUAGGAGUGCCGCUGUGGGCAGUGGGCGGCGGCAGCGGACGACCGGCCAGGCUGACCACCUCUGCCUGACUCAGAUCCCUAAGGGCCGGGCCGGCAGCCUGCCCACGACCUCCAUCGGCUGGCGCUUCCAGCUCUGGUCCCUAGGACUCUCCUGCCCGGAGCGCCACCUGGCCAGGCGCCUCAAGAACAAUAGCUUCUACCCAUUCAUACAGCAGCAGCCAAAUGUCUUCGUGCUCGAGUACUACCUGGACACAUUGUGGAAGGGGAUGCUGCUCUUCGUCAUCAGCGUGGUCCUGCUCAGCUUCAGCUCCCUGAGAGAGGUGCAGAAGCAAGAGACCUGGGUCUUCCUCGUGUACGGCGUGGGCGUGGGCCUGUGGCUCGUGAUCUCGUCGCUGCCGCGGCGCCGCCUGGUGCUGAACCACCCGCGCGGCGUGUACCACUUCUCCAUCCAGGGCCGCACCGUGUGCCAGGGCCCCUUGCACCUGAUCUACGUGCGCCUGGCGCUCAGCUCCGAUGCCUACGGAAGGUGCUUCUUCCAGCUGGUCCUCGGCGGCCACAGGUUGGAGCCCCUGGUGCUGGUGCAGCUGUCCGAGCACUACGAGCAAAUGGAAUACUUGGGGCGUUACAUCGCCCGGAAACUCAACAUCAACUACUUCGACUACCUGGCCACCUCCUACCGGCACGUGGUUCGCCACUGGCCACCCCCUAGCGCUGGCACUGUGAUGCGCGGGAACCCCGUGGGUCACAAGCCCGGCUCCUCUCAUUCCAACCUGGAGGUGUGACUCUGAGGGCCUCCCCCACCCCGGGACUUCGUUCUCCGUAACCUCCCAGUCCCACUCGGGCAGAUCAAAUGUGAGUCUCACUCACUGGCCUUCCUUUCAAUAAAGCUGCCUCAGCUUC